AUGUCGGAAGUACCCAUUCAUGGCACGGAAGCAGUGCCAAUGACAUAUAUCGACUACCCCCAUGCUCUCGACCCCGAAGCCUCUGGCUCCAACCAGCAUCCUAAUUCGAAGCCCAUGGACGCCCCAGAGUACCGAGUUUUGUCUAGCGCGGAGUGGAAGUUCUUCGCCCGGGGCGUUGGGGGAAUCCACGACAAAGAACAUGAUGCGCCGGUUAUGGUUACCAGUUCCAUAUGGCCACCAAAAGGCCUUCCCCCAGGCUUGUAUCAUGAUACCGUUCACCGUCGCACGGUUAGCCUCUGCUUGUUUCACUUCGCCGCAUAUAUCCGAUGGAUCUUGUUGAUCCUGCAAUUGAUCAUCGGUGCCGCUUUGACAGCUCUGGGCCCCUUCAGUCUCGAAAAAGGCACGCCCAUCACUAUUCUUGGCGCUUCAAACACAGUUCUGGCGGGGCUGCUGGCUCUCUUCACCCAUAGUGGUCUGCCUGAUCGAUACCGCUACGACAAAGCAGAGUUCGAGCGUGUAGAAGAUCACAUUCGAGAAAUUCUUGUCACCGGUCUGGUACGCGCUGACAGGUCGGUCAAUGAAGCUCUCGCAGAAUGCUUUGACCUCCACCAGCACGCUAAAAUAACAGUGGAGGUAAAUGUUCCCGCAGCAUACAUCCCAAGUCAAGGUGUUCCUCCAGGACAGCGCAUGCACCAACCGCGGACACCAACUCAAGGGAAGGAGCCGAAAGGACCCAGUACUCCGACAAAAUCCCCCAAGAGUUCGCUGGACAAGGAGCCUAUCACAUCACACGAGUCUCAAUCAUCAAAGACUACGCCUAAAGAAGCGACGGAGGGAAAGGGUCCAGCGUCCAGGCCUGGCGAAUAA
Molecule: messenger RNA, 867 nt
Organism: Fusarium coffeatum
Lineage: Eukaryota; Fungi; Ascomycota; Sordariomycetes; Hypocreales; Nectriaceae
Exons: 1
Coding region: 1-867 (288 amino acids)
Source: RefSeq, a predicted model, not a curated record